CUUUCACACUCUAUAAUGAUUAACUUUGUUCUGGUCUUCCAGGAUUGUGUUAAAAAUUGUGGAAUGAGCGUUGAUUUAUCGACCUUAAAAAAGUCAGGACACUCUAUUAACCGAUCAUUCUACUCAUCACUAUUCCUCAAUAUGGAGAAACAUGCAAGCAAUGAAUGGAAAUCCCCGCCGAUUCUCGUUGAAUUUAGACAUGUCCGUAAAAUUGCUCUUGAACAUUUAAAAAAAAUCCAACAAGGUGGACCUCCUAUCGGUUGCACAUCAACCAAAUCACCAGCAACUUUGCCAUCAACAAGCCAAUACAACAACAACAAUUCCAACAACCGCAACCGUAAAACAAAUCCCCUUCAAUUUUCAGAUGUAUAUGAAUUGGAGAUGAAUACUGUGGCCAAAGACUUAAGCACUGAAAGCGAAGCUUUAACGAAAACCUUUCUAGAUCAAAAACCAAAAGGUAAACCCAAAUUGAACAUACAACGAGAUGUCCUUAACCAAGAAGCUGUUAUCAAACAAACACGCUAUACAGCGCGUGACAAAAGUGUCCUCUAUGGAUUGCGUAAAUAUUGGAGUACUUGGAACUUCCUCAGUUUAUUCACAGGAAUUGUUCCAAUUAUACAAUGGCUACCAAAAUAUUCACUGCGAAAGGACCUUAUUGGAGAUAUUAUUGCUGGAUUUACGGUAGCCAUUAUGAAUAUACCACAUGGCAUGGCCUAUGGUAUAUUGGCUGGUGUAACAGCUAGUAAUGGAUUGUAUAUGGCCAUAUUUCCAGUAUUAGUUUAUUUGUUCCUUGGGACAUCGAAGCAUAUAUCGAUAGGAACGUUUGCUGUCAUCAGUAUCAUGACAUUUAAAGUUGUGCAGACACAUGCGACGGAGGAUUUGCAACCGGGUGAAGAGGGUUAUACGCCGUUGGAGGUUGUCACUGCCACGGCCAUGAUGACGGGGGUUAUUCAUUUAUUAAUGUCACUUAUGCGAUUGGGAACACUCUCAGCGCUGUUAAGUGAUCCUUUGGUCAAUGGUUUCACAACUGCAGCUGCAGUUCAUGUAAUUACAAGCCAGUUGAAGGAUGUCCUGGGAGUAUCAGUUCCUCGACACAAGGGUGCUUUCAAGAUCGUUUAUACCUUCAUUGAUUUAGGAAAGUCGAUACCAGCAGCAAAUAUAACCAAUAUAAAAGUUUGUGCCUGUGUCAUAGUCUUCAUGGUAGUUAUGAAUGAGUUCCUUAAGCCGUGGGUGGCCAAACGCACGCGGUUUCCCAUCCCAGGCGAAUUGAUGGCUGUUGUUGGUGGAACCCUAGUAUCAAAGUAUAUGGACCUAAAUGGAAAUUAUGGUGUUAAUUUGCUUGGCACCAUACCAUUAGGUCUGCCAACAUUUAAUAUCCCACCUUUAGAACUGUUGCCGAUGGUGGCUGUUGAUUCAAUAGCCAUAGCUGUUGUAAGUUAUUCCAUUGUUAUGUCAAUGGGAUUAACAUUUGCCAAGAAGCAUUCGUAUGAAAUUCGACCAAAUCAAGAGUUAUUUGCUCUAAGUAUGGGAAAUAUGGUUGGCGGAUGCUUUUCGUGCAUUCCAAUGGCUUGUUCGUUGUCACGUUCUGUUAUACAAGAACAAACAGGUGGUGCAACACAGAUUGCAUCGCUUGUUUCGGCUUUGCUUCUACUGGCAACAGUUCUAUGGAUUGGACCAUUUUUUAAUACUUUACCAAAGUGUGUUUUGUCUGGAGUUAUUAUUGUGGCAUUGAAACCAAUGUUUAUGCAAGCAAGGGAAUUGAAAAAUUUCGCUCAACAAGGAAAGCUGGAACUUCUUACGUGGUUUUUGACAUUCACGUGCGUUGUUUUCAUUGAUAUUGAUAUUGGGCUCCUCGUCGGAAUAUGUGUAUCCCUGAUGACUCUCUAUGUGAAAGGCUUAAAACCUUACAACUCGCUACUUGGAACAAUUUCUGGCAUUGAUGGAGUCUACGUUGACCUUGGUCAUCACAACGAUGCAGUGGAAAUUCCCGAAACAAAAAUCUUCCGCUACACUGGUUCAUUAAAUUUUGCUACAAGAAACUUCUACAAGAAAUCCAUGUAUGAAGCCAUCAAUGUUGAUUGUCAGAAACUUCGUCGAGCUUCCUUAAUAACUACAGAAGCUAAUGGUGGUGAUACCAGUAUGCUAAAUUCAUUCCGUGUCCUAAUAUUGGACUUUUCAUGUCUUGCCCAUGUUGAUAUGGCUGGUUGUCGGACACUAAGUGAAAUUAAAAAAGAAAUGCGUCUCCUUGGAGCGAGAAUAUUUAUUGCUAGUCCAGCAGAUCGUGUUUAUGAUACAAUUGUUCAUAGCAUGGCUUUGGGAGAGGGUCCUUUUGAAGUAUUUGCCACAUUAAAUGAUGCUGUUGCAUAUGCAAAUGCAUGUCGUAAUACGUGAUAGAAAUGUAAGAACAUAGAACAAUAACUAAAAAUCUACUUAAAUGCGAAAUCGAACAACUACAUAACUCAAUUCGAUAAUAAAAAUUUGUUUUUAUUAUUUUUUUUUU
Messenger RNA from Episyrphus balteatus (marmalade hoverfly), 2500 nucleotides. Its product is annotated as solute carrier family 26 member 6-like. The coding region runs from base 16 to 2391 and encodes 791 amino acids. The transcript has 7 exons. Lineage: Eukaryota; Metazoa; Arthropoda; Insecta; Diptera; Syrphidae. The record is from RefSeq and is a predicted model, not a curated record. Gene Ontology annotation, biological process: transmembrane transport. Gene Ontology annotation, molecular function: sulfate transmembrane transporter activity; oxalate transmembrane transporter activity; bicarbonate transmembrane transporter activity. Gene Ontology annotation, cellular component: membrane.